Molecule: messenger RNA, 1296 nt
Organism: Teleopsis dalmanni
Lineage: Eukaryota; Metazoa; Arthropoda; Insecta; Diptera; Diopsidae
Product: ras-related protein RHN1-like
Molecular function (GO): GTP binding; GTPase activity
Source: RefSeq, a predicted model, not a curated record
AGGUGUUGGUAAAACCCAUCUGGUGACGAAGUAUCUAAAAAGACAACUUUUGAAAGACAUAGGCCCAACUAUAUCUGCCACAUUUUUUACAUGCAAAGUAGUAAUGGAUAAUGUGAAAGUGAAGCUCCAAAUAUGGGAUACCGCUGGGCAGGAACGAUUCAAAGCUGUUGCACCGAUGUAUUAUCGCAAUGCCAAUGCAGCUAUUCUAGUCUUUGACUUGACACAGUAUAAAAGUUUUACCGAAAUCAAAAUUUGGAUACAAGAGCUACAUCGGAACGUGCAGGAUCCUAUAAUAUUAGCAUUGGUUGGUAAUAAAUUGGAUUUGCAUGCACAGCGUACUGUGUCGCGUGAUGAAGCUUAUCUAUUUGCCUCAUCGAUUGGCGCAAGUUAUUUUGAAACAUCAGCUGAAGUUGAUCAAGGUCUGGAACAGGUUUUUCAAACGAUAGCCUUAGGAUUUGUGCGACUAAUGAAAGAGGGUAAAAGUCGGUCUUUACGUCAAUUCGAUUCAUGCGACUCUAUCACAGCAUAUACGAAUAACAAUACUGCCUUCAGUUAUAGUUCAGCGGCUAUGACUAACGGCAAUGGCAGUUUUCAAUUAUCUGCUAUACCAGUGGGCAUACCAGUUGAGGGUGAAAAUGUUAAGAUUAGUGGUGUUGGAAGACAAGAAACUCCUUCUUGGAGUAUUGAACAUAUAGCGUUAGGUGAGGUGGAACCCACGGGUAGUUGCUGUUAUUAGGCUAGAAACAAAAAUAAUUUAAAUUAGCACGCUAACUAUUAGAAAAUGUGAUUUUUGUUUCGUAUUAAAACACGAAUUUAUAUUUUUUACUCUAGCUUUUAGCUUAUCGAAAAAUGUAAAGCAAUCUUAAAUUUAAGUUUAUAUUUUAAAAUAGGUGACAUGGAGGAUAUGUUUAAGGAUUUAGUGAGAUGAACUUUAAAUAUAAUUUUAAAGCGAAUAUUGACAUUACCAUGAUUUUAAUAGUUAUAACUUCUGAAUAUUGUAAUGUAUAUAAAAAAUAUUUAUUAAUUUUUUAUAUUAUAUUUUCAAGUUUGUUAUAUUUAUUAACUAAUAAGACGCUUUUUUACUUGGCUUUUUUUAAAUUAUUUAUGUAAGAAUAUAUAAAUCAAGAUUAUUUAUAUGAUAAUAUUUAAAUUAAUAAUAGUAGAAAAAUAUAUUUAUAAUUUUGUUUGACCAUUUUGUUGUUAGAUAUAAAAAGUUUAUCAAAAUAUACGAAGAUAUUUUGUAAUUUUAUGUGAACGUUUAGUUAAGUCUUAGGAUAUUAACGCUGUACCACCAAA